This is a messenger RNA of Gavia stellata (red-throated loon), 2115 nucleotides long. Its product is annotated as solute carrier organic anion transporter family member 1C1. Gene Ontology annotation, biological process: transmembrane transport; bile acid and bile salt transport; sodium-independent organic anion transport. The record is from RefSeq and is a predicted model, not a curated record. Lineage: Eukaryota; Metazoa; Chordata; Aves; Gaviiformes; Gaviidae. Gene Ontology annotation, molecular function: bile acid transmembrane transporter activity; protein binding. The coding region runs from base 1 to 2115 and encodes 704 amino acids. The transcript has 14 exons. Gene Ontology annotation, cellular component: membrane.
AUGGACAGGCCAAUCACUGCUGGCCAACUGAAAGACAAGUCACUCUUCCAGGACAGCGAUGGCAGCACAGCUCCUGCCAAGAGCAUGUGCCAUAAUUGUUCAAAGCUAAAGAUAUUUCUUGGAGCUCUAGCUUUUUCCUUUUUUGCCAAAGGAUUUUCUGGAAGCUACAUGAAGAGCAUGUCCAGUCAAAUUGAAAGGAGAUUUGAAAUCUCAUCAUCAAUUGUUGGCAUUAUUGAUGGCAGCUUUGAGAUAGGUAACUUAAUGGUAAUGGUGUUGGUGAGCUACCUUGGACCAAGAGUUCAUCGACCAAAAGUUAUUGCUGUUGGAUGUCUCAUCAUGUCUUUAGGAGCAUUUUUGUCAGUGAUGCCUCAGUUCCUAAUGGGACGUUAUAAUUAUGAAAGGAUAACUGUUACUGUGGACAACUCCUCUACAAGUGUAUCAGCUUGCUCCCCAGCAUCAUCUGAGGGCCCUCCAGUCACAGAUGCUACAGAAACACCCAGUGCAACGAAAAAUUUCGGAUGUGAGAAAACAACAAAUUCCUAUCUGUGGCUCUUUGUGUUGAUGGGGAACCUUUUACGUGGAAUUGGGGAAGCACCAGUUAUGCCACUGGGGGUUUCAUAUAUUGAUGAUUUUUCUAAAGAAGAAAACUCAGCAUUUUACAUAGGCCUGGUGAGAUCCUCGGGCAUGUUUGGGCCGACCCUGGGCUUCCUGCUUGGAUCUUUCUGUGCCAGCCUCUGGGUUGACAUUGGCGUUGUGGAUAUCGAUGCCAUCAGCAUAAAUCCUAAGGAUACCCGCUGGGUUGGUGCCUGGUGGCUUGGAUUGCUUAUCUGUGGAGCAGUCAACUUCAUUGCGUCAUUGCCUUUCUGGUUUUUGCCUUACUCCUUGCCAAAACAAGGAGAGAAUGAAAACCUGAAGAUUAGUCAUUUGCCUGUUCAAGGAGAUCACUGUAAAAUAGACCCCCCGGUUCAACCGCAGUUAAAGUUCUCAGAGGCAGUAAAAGAUUUCCUCCCAGCUCUGAAGAAGCUGUUUGGAAAUCCCAUUUUCCUGGUGUACAUCUUCCUCACUAUUCUGCAGUACAACUCUCUUGUUGGGUUGAUAACCUAUGAGACGAAGUUUAUGGAGCAGCAAUUUAAUGUAUCAGUGGCAAGAGCCAUAUUUUUAAUUGGUGUGAUACUUCUACCCAUCACAAUCCUGGGGAUGUUUCUAGGAGGCUUUCUGAUCAAGAAAUUCAAACUUCACAUAACUGAAAUGGCAAAGUUCGCAUGCAUCACCUUUAUAGUAGCAUAUUUGUUAAACCUCUUGUACUUUACGUGCAGUUGUGAGGUGCUCCAGGUGGCCGGUUUGACAGCGCCCUACUCUGGAUUAAAGCAUCUUUCCUCCCCCAAAAACAGCUUCGUGGCCAGUUGCAAUGGUGACUGUGGCUGCAAGCUGGAUCAGUGGGACCCUGUAUGUGGGGAUAAUGGGAUCACUUACAUGACAGCCUGCUUUGCGGGAUGUAAAUCAUCAACUGGGACAGGAAAGAAUAUGGUGUUUCACAAUUGCAGCUGUGUGGAAGGACAAGUGCAUGGACUUGGCAAUUCCUCUGCAGUUCUGGGACAAUGCCAAAGAGAAAGCUGUACCAAAGCAUUUCCCUAUUUUUUAGCAUUACAGACUGCAUGUGCAUUUAUUUUAGCCUUAGGAGGCACUCCUACAUACAUGAUUAUGUUUAGAUCUGUUUCACCAGACCUGAAAUCCUUUGCUGUUGGGAUUGAAACUUUAGGUGGUAGAGUACUAGGAGGACUCCCUGCCCCUAUUUAUUUUGGUGCCUUGAUAGAUGAGACCUGCUUGAAAUGGGGGACAAAAAACUGUGGGGGAUCUGGAUCUUGCCGGGUAUAUGAUACAAAAGCAUUCAGAAAUGUCUAUCUUGGCCUCAUUGCAGGACUACGGGCAGGAUGCUGUCUCUUAUACAUAGCGCUCUCUGUUUUAAUAAUGAAACGCUUCAAACCGGAUGGCAAAGAGAUGACAAAUACUAAAAAUACAGAAAGGUCAACCAGCAAAGAACCAGCUAUUUUCAACAAAAAAGAAAUUCUUCCUGGUACAAGAACCUCAGAGGAGAGUGAGGAGACUUGUAUGUAA